Notothenia coriiceps (black rockcod) is the source of this 1820-nucleotide messenger RNA. RefSeq names its product adenosine receptor A1. The transcript is spliced from 3 exons. The record is from RefSeq and is a predicted model, not a curated record. The coding region runs from base 602 to 1684 and encodes 360 amino acids. Gene Ontology annotation, cellular component: synapse; dendrite; plasma membrane. Gene Ontology annotation, molecular function: G protein-coupled adenosine receptor activity. Lineage: Eukaryota; Metazoa; Chordata; Actinopteri; Perciformes; Nototheniidae. Gene Ontology annotation, biological process: G protein-coupled adenosine receptor signaling pathway.
CAUCUUUGUUUUUAUUUUUAUUUUAAACGUAAAAACCUAACUUAUAAAAUCAUUGUAAUGCCCUAUGAUCGAUCAAGCAGCAUAUAGGAUAGUCCAAAUAGUUACAGAAUUUGAUUGCUGCUCAUACAUAGUAUAAUAUAUUUCAAAAUCUCAUGUUUUAAAUACAUCUGCUUUACAUAUUUAAGUAUUCAAACCCUGUAUUAUCAGUAUUUGUAUGUAGUUAAGAGUUGAGUACCACUGAAAAUAUGAAACACAUCUUUGUGUGAAGAAUGUGACGUGACUCAUUUAGAAUGUGUCUCCUCUAAGUCUAUUGAGACACAACUGUCAGUGUGAGAAAAGCCUUUUUACCAACUGAUGAAAUACAGAUGGCGUCUCUACGGAGUGCACGCCUGUUGUGCGUGCACAGAAAAGCGCUUGCCUGUAGAAUAUAAAAAUACUCCGUUCAUUACAUUUCCGGUCAUUUGAAGCUGAGAGCUGAAUUCGUGGAGGAACAGUUUUUCAAAAUGACAACCAUAGGAUUAUGUUGGACAUAACUUUCCACGGCCUUCAAGGAAACCUUCUCUAUCAAACUUCUCAGCUUCUCUGACUUUCUUCUUUCGUGAUGACUGACUGGAGUUGGGUGGCCUACACAGUACUAGAAGUGCUGAUUGCAAUUUCCUGUUUCCUUGGCAAUGCGUUGGUGGUGUGUGCGGUGUGUAUUGGCAUCCGGGAUUCCCUGCGAGAGCCCACUUUCUGCUUCCUCGUAUCCCUGGCAGUGGCUGACUUCCUGGUGGGUGUGGCGGCCGUGCCCCUGGCUGUCCUGUUGGAUGGCUGGGUGAGUGUGACCCCUGACCUCUGCCUACUUCUCAGCUGUGUUGUGCUCGUGCUGACUCAGGCCUCUGUGCUGUCACUGCUCGCUAUCUCUGUGGACCGAUACCUCCGAUUACACAUUCCCCUCAGAUACAAAGCCCUGGCCACACAAAGGCGUACAUGGAUGGCUGUUUCUGUGUGCUGGACUCUUUCCUGCAUACUUGGGUUCACCCCUCUGUUUGGCUGGCGUAACUACUCCUCUCUAACAUCAGAUUUCACCAACACAUCCUCCUCUUCCUCCAUCUCUCCACCCUGCACCUUCCUCUCAGUUAUUUCCCUCCCCUUUAUGGUUUACUUCAACUUCCUGGGAUGUGUCAUGGCCCCCCUGCUGGUCAUGACCCUCCUCUACACUCAAAUCUUCCGGAGCCUGCAGGGCCGUCUAAAGGAAAGCUGUCCCCAGGCCAAGGCCUCCCUGCUGAGGGAGAAGAGGCUUGCCUGCUCCCUGGCUCUGGUUCUCAUUCUGUUUGCCGGCUGCUGGAUUCCUCUGCACCUGAUGAACUGCCUGCUGCUGUUUCAGGGUCCACAAGCUGUGACACGGGGGACACUCUAUACAGGCAGGUAUUCUCCUGUCUCAUGCCAACUCAGCAGUCAACCCUGUGGUCUACGCUUGUCGCAUCCCAAAAAUCCAACAGGCCUACAGUCAAAUAUGGAGACGCUUCAUUGUGAGGCUGAACUGUUGCCAUGGGGACAAGCAAGUUUGCCAAUCAAUAAAAAGCAGCCGAGCCAAUCACAUAGAGACAUGUGGAUCAGGAGGGAAAAGCACACCCUAACAAAGGACUACAUGCUUUUUAAGUCCCUUAUGUUUCAGUUUGGAGUUCAUUAUACUUUUUCGUAAGGUUUUAUUGCCCACUCACACAAAAAAUCUGAAAACCACUCAAUCCAACAAAUAUUUGAGACUUUAUUACACAUAAACAACUGGGAAACUACUGGCAGCCAGAGAGUGUUUGUUUGUUUGUUUGUUUGUUUGUUUG